Messenger RNA from Dreissena polymorpha, 492 nucleotides. RefSeq names its product solute carrier family 23 member 2-like. Bases 1 to 492 code for a protein of 163 amino acids. Gene Ontology annotation, cellular component: membrane. The record is from RefSeq and is a predicted model, not a curated record. Gene Ontology annotation, biological process: transmembrane transport. Gene Ontology annotation, molecular function: transmembrane transporter activity. The transcript has 4 exons. NCBI's taxonomy places the organism in Eukaryota, Metazoa, Mollusca, Bivalvia, Myida, Dreissenidae.
AUGGUAGUGUUCGGCUGCUUCGGCAAGUUCUGCGCGCUCGUGGUCUCCAUGCCGGACCCAAUCAUCGGGGCUUCCUUCCUCGUACUAUUCGGCGUCCUGACGGCUGUGGACGCGUUUAAUCUCCAGUACGUGGACCUCAACUCCUCCAGGAACCUCGUCGCUUCGGCAUUUCCCUCUUCCUGGGCCUUAGUUUUCCUAACUGGGUCAUGCAAAAUGAGGCCUUCAAUAGAACCGGUUGGUUACAGUGACCAAGACCAGGUGAUACAUGCCCUUCUAGCCAACAACAUGUUCAUGCGGUGCUUUUCUGCGCUUGUUCUAGACAACGUUAUUCCCGCAGGGGCUGACGAAGAACACGGCAUUGUAAUUUGGCGAGAGGUCCCGAGCGACACCGACGAGGAAAGAGACGAUAUAAAUAUGGACAAUCGGAACCUCACCAUGAAAACCUACGAUCUCCCAUUCGUAAUGAACCUGAUACGCAACUUCCGAUGGUGA